UCGUUGUUCCAGUUACGAUUGCCCGCGACAUGCUUUUACCGAUACUGCACUAGCACCAGAAUGCCUCGAUAGAACUUUCGCUCCCAUCUAGAGCACCUAACGCCGUUUUACAGCUCGAUUCUCCAACCGAUCGAUCACUUUGGGCGACCUGAAGAUGCAGCUCUCUCGUCUACUAGAAUUGCCAACGCUGUUGGCCGCGGCUCUCCUCGCCGCCGCGCCUCCCGUCACAGCAGAACACACUAGCAACUGGGCCGUCCUCGUUUGCACUUCGCGUUUCUGGUUCAACUAUCGCCAUCUGGCAAAUGUUUUGUCCAUGUAUCGCACCGUCAAACGCCUUGGAAUUCCCGACUCGCAAAUCAUCCUUAUGCUGCCUGAUGACAUGGCAUGCAACCCACGGAACGCCUUCCCCGGAACCGUCUACUCUAACGCCGAACGCGCCGUCGACUUGUAUGGCGACAAUAUUGAGGUUGACUACCGCGGGUACGAGGUCACGGUUGAGAAUUUCAUCAGGCUGUUGACAGAUAGGGUGGGCGACGAGAUGCCGCGGAGUAAGCGGCUCUUGACCGAUGACCGCAGCAAUAUCCUAGUCUAUAUGACGGGCCACGGCGGCAACGAGUUUCUCAAGUUCCAGGACGCAGAGGAAAUAGGGGCCUUUGAUCUUGCAGAUGCCUUUGAGCAAAUGUGGGAAAAGAAGAGAUAUAACGAGAUACUUUUCAUGAUCGACACUUGCCAAGCCAACACAAUGCUUACCAAGCUCUACUCGCCAAACAUCAUUGCGACCGGAUCCUCUGAACUGGACCAGUCCUCAUACUCGCAUCACGCCGAUAAUGAUGUUGGUGUUGCCGUUAUCGACCGCUAUACAUAUUACAACCUCGACUUUCUUGAGAAUGAAGUCAAGGACAUCAACAGCAAGAAGACGAUUGGUGACCUUUUCGACAGUUAUACUUUUGAAAAGAUCCACUCACACGCUGGCAUGCGCUACGACCUCUUCCCAGGCGGAGCGGACGCAGCACGAGCAAAGCUGCUGACCGACUUCUUUGGGAAUGUGCAAAACGUAGAGGUUGAUGGGAACGUAACCACGGGCUUGGACGAGGACUUGAUUGCCUUGAGCAAGAAAAUCGCUGCGCUCAAAGCCAAGGCUGAAUCCGAGGAAUCUGCUGCCGUCGCGGAGAAUCGUGAGGCUUCGGCCGCUGCUGCGCCAAAAGACAACCAGUCUCUUCCCAAGAGGUCUCAGAUCACCAAGCCUCUUACUGAUGACAACUAUUGGACCAAGAAGAUUAUCAGCGCUACUGCAAUUUCUGGGUGCGCUUUGCUCUGGGGCUUGAGCUCUUAUUUGUAGAUCCAGCUUACAGAAUUUCAGCGACAACAUUUGAUCACUUCCUGGGCAUGGUAUGACGAACUUAGUUCUACUGCAUGAGGAAACGGAUCGCAUUUAGAGUAUGGUGUGCCAAGUUACAUUUGGUAACACCGUCAUGCUCACAUCUAGUCGUGCCCCAAGACUUUCGAGAAAGCCACCACUACGAAGAGUAUCUGAAACAAACAAGUCUCCUUUGACAUAAGUGCGAGGCGAUGGAGAGCGAGCUCUGCUGGAUUGGUUCAGUUCGAGAAGCACAGGGUCGCGGCAGUCAACAACAGACUGGGCCGACGGGUCUUGAAGUGAGUACUCAGGGUAGGGCAGGCUUGAGAUUAUCAGUGGCAUGCGCGCACCUUUUUCUUUCAAGAUGUCAUGGAUGCAUCUACUACUGUACCUUGUUUGGACAAUCCUAUGCAGCUGGCCAACACCUCAAGAAAGGAAGGCUGAGGAGACGGGAAACGAAGAGUUGAUGAACUAAAAGAGCCUUUUUUUUCGUAUGCAACGAAUAAGCUUUUUUGUAAAUAUUAUCAAAUUAAGUAUUCACAUUCAUGUUCGUUUUGAGAACAUUGACCCUUCAG
Molecule: messenger RNA, 1932 nt
Organism: Pyricularia grisea
Lineage: Eukaryota; Fungi; Ascomycota; Sordariomycetes; Magnaporthales; Pyriculariaceae
Exons: 2
Coding region: 155-1339 (394 amino acids)
Biological process (GO): attachment of GPI anchor to protein; proteolysis; protein localization to cell surface
Cellular component (GO): GPI-anchor transamidase complex
Molecular function (GO): GPI-anchor transamidase activity
Source: RefSeq, a predicted model, not a curated record